Messenger RNA from Triplophysa dalaica, 1636 nucleotides. RefSeq names its product RAB3D, member RAS oncogene family, a (gene rab3da). NCBI's taxonomy places the organism in Eukaryota, Metazoa, Chordata, Actinopteri, Cypriniformes, Nemacheilidae. Gene Ontology annotation, cellular component: plasma membrane; endosome; synaptic vesicle. Gene Ontology annotation, biological process: protein localization to plasma membrane; regulation of exocytosis; protein secretion. The record is from RefSeq and is a predicted model, not a curated record. Bases 399 to 1067 code for a protein of 222 amino acids. The transcript has 6 exons. Gene Ontology annotation, molecular function: GTPase activity; GTP binding.
UACAGUAAGUGCAUGCUGACAACUCGCCAGGGCCGCUGGCUGAUCUGAAAACAGUUUCAACCAUCCGUCAGCAAAAUAAAACUGGUGGGGAGCCAGCAGGUCGCGGCAGGCGAAGGCAUCAAAGCUCUGAUGUUGCAACGCCCCUGUGAAGGCAAUGGUCGGGAUUUAAACAGCGCGUGCACCUCUCCAGUAUCGCGUGCACCUUUUCCAGAAUCGCGUGCAGGAAAAGUGAAAGUGGAUCGUUGAGGACACCGCGCAUCCGAGCACUGGAUGUCCCGAACAAGCUGAGGAACAGCGCAACUUUAUAAAAUUAACUACAAGAAUAUCUGAGCAAGUCACAUCAUAGGACACAUGGUACGGAUUAUUUGUCCACUACCCAAAUAUUAACUCUAAUUUUGAUGGCAUCUGCCAACGAUACACGCCAGCAGACACAAAUCCAGAAGGAUGUGGCUGAUCAGAAUUUUGACUACAUGUUCAAGCUCCUCAUAAUUGGGAACAGCAGCGUGGGAAAAACCAGUUUCCUGUUCCGGUACGCUGAUGACUCUUUUACAUCAGCCUUCGUCAGCACGGUCGGCAUUGACUUCAAAGUCAAAACGGUUUACCGUAAUGAAAAACGUGUAAAACUGCAGAUAUGGGACACGGCAGGACAGGAGAGGUACCGCACCAUAACUACAGCAUAUUACAGAGGAGCAAUGGGCUUCCUGCUAAUGUAUGACAUUACUAACCAAGAAUCCUUCUACGCUGUGCAAGACUGGGCAACACAGAUUAAAACAUAUUCAUGGGACAAUGCACAAGUGAUUCUGGUGGGAAACAAAUGUGAUUUAGAGGAUGACAGACUGGUGGCUGCAGAAGACGGACAAAGACUGGCUGAUGAACUAGGCUUUCAGUUUUUCGAGGCAAGCGCAAAGGACAACAUCAAUGUAAAGCAAGUCUUCGAGCGAUUGGUUGACAUCAUCUGUGAUAAAAUGAACGAAAGCUUGGAUGGAGACCCAAAUAUGUUAAACAACCACAAAGGCCAGAGUCUGCAAGACACGCCCCCCGAUGGUCAGAAUGGCUGCGGAUGUUAAAGACCUCAUUCAUUCAGCAAACACAUACUUGAAGGCGGACAUUCUCACACAAACACAUAAACACACAAACACAGAAAGAGACUCUCUUUCACAAGCAUACUCCCAUAUACAGUAUGAAACGAGUAAGAAUCAGGUAUGUGUCCUUAAUUAAUCUGAUGUAGUAUCACUUUUCAGUUAAUUAUGCCCCUCAGGGAUUGAAAGAAUUUUCCUCAACGAGAUGGCUGCUAUUAUACUGAACUAUAUUGUAACCAUGAGAAUGGGCAGGAAAACACAGCAUGAAACUAGCAGGAAAUGGGAUUUAUAUGCCAAAGUCUCUGUUGGACCCUCCGUUGUCUGUUUUCAAUUUAAAUCAUAUGUGUUUCAUUGGUGGUUCAAGUGGAUUUGAAAUGUUUGAUUGUUUUAAUGAAUGCAAGGUUGUUUUCCUCAAACAUAAAUAUUUGUUAAACAUAUGUUGGUCUGGUUUGGUAAUAUUUGAAAGUAUGAUUGCCAAUAUUUGUUUCAAAGUUUGUUCUCAAGUAAGAUACCAUUUGCUUUUAAUGCAAUAAAUUUGCGCUCCCAUGGACACUAAA